GUUCGUGCUUCCGUCCUCGCCGCCACUGCCGGCCUUCUCACCACCGUCUCCGGCCAUGCCGUCAUCCGCGGCGUCUUCGUCAACGGCCAGGACCAGGGCGAUGGCCAAAACGUCUACAUCCGCUCGCCUCCCAACAACAGCCCAGUCAAGGUUCUCGACACGCCCGCCAUUGCCUGCAACGUCAAUGGCGCCAAGGUCGCUCCCAGCUUCGUCAGCGCGGCUGCCGGAGAUUCCAUCUCCACCGAGUGGAUGCACAACACCCGUGGCGACGACAUCAUUGAUGGCAGCCACAAGGGUCCCGUCAUCACCUACAUUGCCAAGUUCACCAGUGGCGAUGGCACAGGUCCCAUCUGGUCCAAGAUUGACGAGAGUGGCCUCGCCGCCGAUGGCAAGACCUGGGCCGUCGACACCUUGAUCAAGAACAAGGGCAAGUACGACUUCAAGAUCCCGGCCACGCUCGCCGCCGGCAAGUACCUGAUCCGCCAGGAGAUCAUCGCCCACCACGAGUCUGACUCUCCCCCAACCGCCAACGGCCGUGGCGCCCAGUUCUACCCGAGCUGUAUCCAGUUCGACAUUACCGGCGCUGGCUCUGCCGUUCCUGACCAGAACUUUGACUUCAACACUGGCUACACCUCUGCCGACCCCGGCAUCGUCUUCAACCUGUAUGGCGGCGCCACGACCUACUCAAUCCCCGGCCCCAAGGUCUGGACUGCUGCUGCUGGCGGUGGUAACGGCGCCCCGGCUCCCGCGCCAACUGCCACUGCUGCCCCCACCCAGGCGCCUGUCCCUACCACCAUGGCCACGGCCACUCGCCCAGCCGCUACCGCUACCCCGGCUCCUGCUCCUGCUCCUGCUCCUGCUCCC
Microdochium trichocladiopsis is the source of this 864-nucleotide messenger RNA. RefSeq names its product glycosyl hydrolase family 61-domain-containing protein. The annotation marks the transcript as partial. Lineage: Eukaryota; Fungi; Ascomycota; Sordariomycetes; Xylariales; Microdochiaceae. The record is from RefSeq and is a predicted model, not a curated record. The transcript is spliced from 2 exons.